AUGGAGAACACAUUCAUUUCUGAAGAUCCUGGUUUUAUCUUACAAGAUGAUCUAUUUAGAUCAAUUGAAACCGACUUGAGUCAACCCCAGCAGGAGGAAGAAAAUAUUCUUAUUCAGCUAAGUGAUGCCUCAACGAAGCCAUUGAAGGUCCUUAAAUUAGAAUAUACAAGUGAUCUUCCGGAAUAUCCAUCUACUGAUCCUAAUGGAUAUGGGUAUGUUAUAAAUGUGCCGCCGAAUCAGCAGAGGGAAACUGUAGAGGACAUGGUUAACAGUAUUCAGUACUGUGUUCGACAAAAUUAUCGCAACCGGCCUUCCAGCCAUUCUUCAUUCCUAGGAACAUCAUAUACUAGCUCCUCUUAUAGAUGUUCUGGUAUAAAGAUCUGUGAAUAUGCCGGUAUACAACUGAAAAAUAUGCAUCACACUCAUGUUACAGAUGAUUUAUGGACAAUUUUGCAAGAUAUUCGACAGCGCAUUCAUGAGAUGGAAAGAGAUACAACCAAAGAUGCUGCAUAUAGAUUUUAUCGAUCAGCAAAAAAUCUCUUUAAAAAUCAACUAUCUUGUUAUCACUUUCAGAAUUCUUGCCAGCCUAAGUUAACCCAAAGCUCCAUUCCGAAUCCUCUAGGUGGUUUCGAUUUCUAUGUUAGAUGCAUCAAUGCACCAUCAGACCCUGCAGGUCAUUAUACCUAUAGAGUUCCAAAGAAUGGCUCAGUGCACCUUCAGUUUCUUGAGGGAUUGUUGAAUAAUGAAAUUAUUAUGGAUAUGGAAGAGUGCGGUGCUGUUGAAUCGAUCAAGUCAAAGUCACUGUAUUGUGCAUAUGAUCAUCCUCAGGGACCUGGAAAAUUAGUACAUGCUAAAUGUAAUGUGACUUUCCAUUGGUUAAUUCCCACUGAUUUAAGUCAAAAUCCAUAUUUUGUCUUUAUGUCUCAUGGUGUUCAUACACAUGUUCCUCCACCUCCACGAAAGGCACCUGCAAAAAUUAUGAAUGGAAUUCUGCAAUUGAUAAAUCAGGCUCGGAGCCCAAGCUUGACACUGGGUACAUUUCUUAAAAGUCCAGCAUUACAAUCAUUCUGUGCUGAGCAUAAUUGCCAUACAAUUCAGCAAAUUCAUGAGAGUUUCUCAAAUAUGGACCCAAUUCAAGCUGUCAUUCGAAAACAAAGACUUCUCCAUUAUCCAGCUGGUCAGAAUGUCAAUGGUGUAAUGUUCGAAUUAGGAAAGAACAAAGAUCUUCAGGAGUACAUACAUGAAGUUUAUCAACAAAAUGAUCAGAUCAUGAUAAUAUGCAUUCUGAAAGAGCAAGCUGAAUUACUUCAUACAUUAUCUUCUAUAGAGAUUGAUAUGUCAUUCAAACGAGUACAAUCAAAAGAGAUGAAGGAGGUGGUAUUUGCCACAUAUUUAGCAGAUCAGAAAAAGAUUAUGACUCUUUGUCGUGUCUUUACAACUGAAGACACUACAGAGGGCUAUUAUAUCUUAUUCAAGAAGAUCUAUCAUAUUGUGUAUAAGUUGACAGGCAAGAGGAUUACCUUUCGUGCCCUACAUGGUACUGGUCUUCAUGCUCUGGUAAUGGAUAUGGACAAUAAGCAAAUUGAAGGAUUGGCUCAGUUUCUAAUGGAGAUUGAUCCAGACCACCAUUCACGUAUAUGGCUUCUAAAGAAUGUUCUUCUUCUAUGUCGAGUUCAUUUCCUACGAGGGAUUCGUGAAACUCUUCAAACUCAUUCUCUUAAUCCAUACAUCGGGACACGCAUGGCUGCGCUUUUAGAAUGUGAGUCUGAAGAGGACUAUCAUAAAUGGUGUGAUCUGUUAAUCAAACAUGAACAUCCUGCAAUUCAGAACUGGGCUCGUCAUAAAAAGAGUGCGGUAAUUGCAGCAGGUCUCAAUAAGUAUUGUUCUCUUAUACCACAUCAUAUCUUUGAUAUGGUGCGAAAGAGUACUAAUGCUGUUGAACAAACUCAUAAUAAAUCCAAUCGUCGUGGAAAGCAAUUGACAUUGCUUCAAGCAAUUCUUGAAUCAUUGAAGCUAGAUAUACAGGACGUGCAGCAGAAUCGAAGCUAUAAUUCAUAUGGUCUUCGACACCGCUAUGCAACUCAAACUUUGGAGGCUAGCUUUCUAAGACAUAUGGCACGAUCUGAAUCAGCUCGACAAACAGAAUCUAACUCACCUGAGUUGAAUAUACAAGAUCAAGAUCAAGAUCAUAUUUUCUUUCCCUCAUCUAGUAGCGGAAGACCAUUGCAACGAACUCCAAGUCGAAGGGGGAGCAUGAGCCGGCGAGGGAGCUCUCGAGCUAGAUCAAGCUCAUCCCAAGUUAGUCUCCAACGAGUUGCUACAGCUAAUUCACAUGAGCAAUAUCAAAAUACAGAGCUACAGAACCUGGAGGAGGAAUUGAAGAUAAACAAUCUAAAGGCCGAAUUACUUGCAAAGCAGAUUGAAAUCAAGAAAAGAGAACGUGAGCUACGUGAGUUAGAGUUAGAAAAUGGAGGACAGCAUUAA
Molecule: messenger RNA, 2484 nt
Organism: Aspergillus chevalieri
Lineage: Eukaryota; Fungi; Ascomycota; Eurotiomycetes; Eurotiales; Aspergillaceae
Exons: 14
Coding region: 1-2484 (827 amino acids)
Source: RefSeq, a predicted model, not a curated record